This is a messenger RNA of Arachis ipaensis, 894 nucleotides long. The record is from RefSeq and is a predicted model, not a curated record. Lineage: Eukaryota; Viridiplantae; Streptophyta; Magnoliopsida; Fabales; Fabaceae.
ACUCUACCAAUUAGGUGAUGGAACCAGCCUCUGAUUUAUUCUUCACAAUAGGAAGGACAAGAAAACACAACUCUUUACUGUUUCUGAUUUACUUUAAUAUCUACUUUGCUAUAUCACAUCUUAUUGCCAAGCAGAAAUAAAUAUAAAUAUUACAAGAGUUGUUUCUUUAUUCAGCUUUCUAUAUUAUGCAGUUCUUUUUGGCAAAAUCUGCUAGAAUAUAUUCCUAUCUCAAUCUAGGUUACCUCUCUUAAGUUUCUACUGAAGUAAAAAUGCAUUCUGAUUUUUCAGUCCCUCCCAUUUGGGGGUGUCAAACACAGUGGAUUUGGACGAUUUGGUGGUGCAGAAGGUUUGCGAGCAUGCUGCCUUGUAAAAGCUGUUGUUGAAGAUAGAUGGUGGCCAUACAUAAAAACCGUGAUACCUAAGCCUAUUCAGUAUCCUGUAGCAGAAAAUGCCUUCGAAUUUCAGGAGUCACUAGUUGAAGCACUAUAUGGUCUCAGCAUAUGGGACCGUUUGAAAGCAUUGAAUUGAUUGAUGAGGAAAUCAAAGGAUACAAAGCAGCCAAAGCUCACACGCAAAACACCAUCUGCACCCAAACAAUCUUUCCCAAGAAGUUAGAAAAGUUGGAACGGGCAAUUGGAAAGGCCAAGAAGGAAAAGCUGAAACAGAAGAGAUGGAAUGAGGAGGUUAGAGCGUCAAGUAGUUUUAGUGUAGUUCCACUACUACGGCCACCGCCACCCUCAAUGUCUUCGGAUGAGGACUAUGAUGAUAAUGAAGAUGCAGAUGACACUGAAGACUAUAGCUGAUAGUUUUAGUAUGGUUGAACAAUAUACUAGGAAUUAUAGUUGAUGAUCAAUACACUUUGUUUAUGUUUUGAAUUAUAUUGACUUGCUUGUU